AUGGCAGACAAUGCUACACAUCGCUACAUCUCAUCUUUUUUCCUGGUUGGUAUUCCUGGUUUGCAAGAUUUUCACUGCUGGAUUGGCAUCCCGGUCUGCCUCCUGUUUGCCCUGGCCCUGCUGGGGAACAGUGUAAUCAUCAUCACCAUCAAACUAGAACCAAGCCUCCACCAGCCUAUGUAUUUCUUCCUUUGUAUGCUGGCAGUGAAUGACAUGGCUCUUGCCUCUUCCACGGCCCCCAAGAUGCUUGGUAUCUUCUGGAUGGAUGCACAUUGGAUUGACUUUGACACCUGCCUGACACAGUUGUAUUUCAUUCACACAUUCUGCAUAAUUGAAUCAUCCUUCUUGGUUGCCAUGGCCUUUGACCGCUAUGUAGCUAUUUGUAUCCCAUUGCGUUAUACAACCAUCCUGACAACACCAAUGGUCAUUAAAAUGGGUCUAGCUGGUAUGACCCGUGCUAUCCUUAUGGUUUUGCCCUGUCCUCUUCUUAUUAAAAGGCUACCAUGUUAUACUAAAUAUAUUAUCAAUCAUGCCUACUGUGAGCACAUGGCUGUGGUGAAGUUGGCCAGUGCCAACACCCUCAUUAACAGAGUGUACGGAAUCUCUGUGGCCCUCUCAGUGAUGGUGUGGGACCUAGGGCUCAUAGCCGCAUCCUAUACCAAAAUCCUCCAGGCAGUCUUCCGGCUGUCUUCCCAGAAUGCCCGCUCGAAAGCGCUGGGCACCUGUGCUGCCCAUGUGUGCACUAUACUUGUCUCCUACAUCCCUGCACUGUUUAGUUUCCUAACUCACCGCAUUGGCAAGAAGGUACCUCCAAGCAUUCAUAUAAUUUUUGCGAGUUUGUAUCUUUUGGUGCCUCCCGCAGUCAAUCCCCUGGUGUAUGGCGUCAAGACCAAGCAGAUUCGUGACCGAGUGGUUGGUCUCUUCUUCCCAAGCAAGAAGAUUUCUGGAAACUAA
This is a messenger RNA of Prionailurus viverrinus (fishing cat), 954 nucleotides long. Its product is annotated as putative olfactory receptor 52P1. Gene Ontology annotation, cellular component: membrane. The record is from RefSeq and is a predicted model, not a curated record. Gene Ontology annotation, biological process: G protein-coupled receptor signaling pathway. Bases 1 to 954 code for a protein of 317 amino acids. The transcript has a single exon. Gene Ontology annotation, molecular function: olfactory receptor activity; G protein-coupled receptor activity. NCBI's taxonomy places the organism in Eukaryota, Metazoa, Chordata, Mammalia, Carnivora, Felidae.